AUGGGACUUUCCUGCCUUCACCUGCAGAUUAAAACGGAAGACCUGGGCGAUGUCCUCCAGUCUCCCUUGCCCCACCGCUCCUGCCACCUGAACCAGGCCCCUGCCAUGAUGCCGGGGAACCAACUGCCCGGGGACAUGACUUCCCUCCACCCACUUCAACAGCUGGUCCUGGUGCCCGGCCACCUACAGUCUGUCUCCCAGUUCCUGCUGUCCCAGUCACAGUCUGGCCAACCAGGUCUCCAGCCCAAUCUCCUCUCCUUUCCUCAGCAGCCAAGCAGCCUCCUCCUUCCGCAGACUGGGCCUGGCCUGGGAUCCCAGGCCGUGGGACGCCCCGGGCUGCCAGGCUCAUCUUUAGACCCCCACCUGGAAGUCUCGCAGCACCUGCAGGGCCCCAAACACAUGCCCAGCUCCGUAGGGGCAGAUGAGCCCAGCGACCUGGAGGAGCUGGAGAAGUUCGCCAAGACGUUCAAACAGAGGCGGAUCAAGCUGGGUUUCACUCAGGGGGACGUGGGGCUGGCCAUGGGCAAGCUGUACGGCAACGACUUCAGCCAAACCACCAUCUCGCGCUUUGAAGCCCUCAACCUGAGCUUCAAGAACAUGUGCAAGCUGAAGCCCUUGCUGGAAAAGUGGCUGAGCGAUGCAGAAUCCUCUCCUUCGGACUCAGCCGUGAACACCCCCAACGCUUACCCCUCCCUGAGCGAGGUGUUCGGACGGAAGAGAAAGAAGCGGACCAGCAUUGAGACCAACAUCCGAUUGACCUUGGAGAAGAGAUUUCAAGAGAACCCCAAGCCGAGCUCUGAGGAGAUCACCAUGAUCGCAGAGCAGCUGUCCAUGGAGAAGGAGGUGGUGCGCGUUUGGUUCUGCAACCGGCGGCAGAAGGAGAAGAGGAUCAACUGCCCCCUCGCCCCGCCUAUGAAAUCGCCUGUCUACAGCUCGCGGCUGGUCUCUACCUCAGGGUCCCUGGGCCCCCUGUCGGCCUUGCCUGUCCACAGCACAGUGCCCGGAGCAGUCACAUCAUCCUGUUCCCCGGGGAACGACAGCAGACCCUCGUCUCCCUGCUCUGGACUCCAUGCCAGUAAUCCCAGUGCGUCCCAGAAUAACUCCAAAGUAGCAGUCAGUUCCUCCAGUUUUAACUCCUCUGGAUCCUGGUACAGAUGGAAUCACCCCACCUACCUCCAUUAAGGCCUAAAGGAAUCUGCAGUCCCGCCUCUCGGCCCCCACCCUGUCGAAACACCUACGGGAGGCUUUGCCUCUUGGUUACGGGGCCUCCUUCUCCCGGAUGUCCUGAGGAGCCGUCACCAGAAUCACCCAGGUCUUGCCUUCAGAGACUCAAAAGAAGAUGGACGAAGGCCUGACUCAAUGAGCUUGAAAAGUCCAACCCCUCCUGUGAAAUCACCAGCCGAAGGAAGCUUCCAUCCCUCAACCCCGACCCUCCGGCUCCUAACGCCUCCUACCCGGCCCUCGUUUCCCCCUCCCUGUGCCACGUCCUUUGAAGGUUUUUCCGGAGAAGGGUCUUGCCCCGACCGCCUUGUGGUGGUGCUGAUUUGAACUUUGAACUGAGCCGAGGUCACCAGAUUCAUUUCAGCAAAGACUUGUGUCUCGAUUUGAAACUGGUGCACUCCCCCUCCCCAAUCCAGCUGAUGUCCAGUCCCCUGGGCGUACCCCACCCGACGCAGUUUGGGGUUUGAAUCACUCUUCUCCCUUCUUCUAAGCCCCACUCCUUGGGAAAGCUUGGUCUGCCUCGAUCAGAACCUCCCUGUCCCUUUCUCUCCAACCCACAGACACUGAGCAAGCUUCGAUGUCACCCUUUCCCCCGUGGCCUCGGAAAAGGUUUUCCUUCGAUUUCCGUCA
This is a messenger RNA of Ornithorhynchus anatinus (platypus), 1851 nucleotides long. RefSeq names its product POU class 2 homeobox 3 (gene POU2F3). Gene Ontology annotation, molecular function: DNA-binding transcription factor activity, RNA polymerase II-specific; RNA polymerase II cis-regulatory region sequence-specific DNA binding. Gene Ontology annotation, cellular component: nucleus. The coding region runs from base 1 to 1182 and encodes 393 amino acids. The record is from RefSeq and is a predicted model, not a curated record. NCBI's taxonomy places the organism in Eukaryota, Metazoa, Chordata, Mammalia, Monotremata, Ornithorhynchidae. The transcript has 10 exons. Gene Ontology annotation, biological process: regulation of transcription by RNA polymerase II.